This is a messenger RNA of Micromonas pusilla CCMP1545, 1143 nucleotides long. RefSeq lists its product as uncharacterized. NCBI's taxonomy places the organism in Eukaryota, Viridiplantae, Chlorophyta, Mamiellophyceae, Mamiellales, Mamiellaceae. The transcript has 2 exons. Bases 1 to 1143 code for a protein of 380 amino acids. The record is from RefSeq and is a predicted model, not a curated record.
AUGUCCGCGGUGUCGCCGACGCCGACGAAGCCGAAGAACGCGGCGCCGAACUACAAGCAGAGAGGAUACGAGCAGGGCGGCGCGCACAGGAUCGAGAUCAAGCGCGAGCCGAACCGCCACGACCUCCCCGCGAAGGCGUCCGUGUGCUGCUUCGGCGUGUCGUGGGACGACGCGUACGAGGCGCGUCAGUCAUCCAGCUAUACACUGUUCACCGCGCCCGUUUCGAAUAAAUGGUACAAAAGGCUCGCGCGCGCGUUCGGAUUCGGCGAGCGGUCGUACGAGGGCACGAUGUACGACAUCGUGGACGAGCUCCAGAUUUGCUCGCACAUCACGCAGCUGCAGGCGCAGCAGCUCUACGCGCUCGUCCGCGUCGCCAUGGGGUUGCAGUACAAGGCGCGUCUUCGUCUUCCGUCGUCGUCUUCGUCUCGUCGUCGAUCCAUCCGUCCGAUCGCGCCUGUCCCCGCGAUACCGACCGCGCUCGCGCGACGCGCGCCGUCUCUCGAGGACUCUCUUCGCCCGCGCGGCGUUCGUUCGUCUCUCUCCGCGCGCCCCUCGAUUUCGGUCUCGAUCCAUCCCGACGCGCGCGCCGCGACGCCUUUAAACUCCGCUUCUGACGCCUUUCGACUCCGCCCCGUCGUUCGGUUCGGUUCGUAUGGAAAAUUACCCUCAUCACAGGCGGAGAAGAGCAUGACGCAGCACAUCUUCUUGAUGACGCUGGCGGCGAUAUGCGGCGCCGUCGUCCCGGUCGUCGUCGGCGUGCAGACGACGCUGGAGGACAAGAGCGUCGCGAUGUACAUGUCCUACGCCGCCAUCGCGCUGUCGCUCUUGCAGACGCUCGCGGGGACGCUCGCCAACGUCGGGCAGUUCAACCAAAACGCCAUCAUGAUGCGCAUGACCGCCGCGGAGAUAAAGGCGGAAAUUUACAAGUUCCAGGGACUGGCGGGCGAGUACUCCGACCCGCCCGAUUACCAAGUGCAGUUUCCGAGGCUGAUGCAUCACCUCGCGGAGUUUCGACAGAAGGCGGUCGUCGCGCAGUUCCAAGCGCGCGGCGGGCAGGACGGCGGGAGUAAAAGAAAUAAAGAGGAAGCCGCGCGGAAGGAUCUGGACGCGAAGAUGGUCGCGGACGGGCACCGGGGGGUGUGA